AUGUGGAACUCAGCGUUGCUAGCAGAGUUGUUUCCAAUUGGGAUUGUCAAUCAGAUCCUGGCUCUUCCUAUUAGUGUGUGGUCUCAUUCGGAUCAAUUGAUUUGGGGUGCUAAUAGGAAGGGUCAGUUUACAGUUAAGUCUACAUACCAUUUAGCUCGGCGUCGGAUUUUGGAAGAGACUGCCUCUCCUAACCCGAGCUCAUUGUUAUGGAAUAAGAUAUGGAGAGCUCCUGUUCUAGAGAAGGUGAAGAUUUGUGUGUGGAAAGCGGCUUCGGAUAUUCUCCCCACUCGUAGUAGGCUCAGUGAAAGGGGUAUUGACAUUGAUACCCAGUGCCCAUUCUGUGAGGAGGAGGUCGAAUCCUCGAUCCAUGGUUUUCCCCUUUUAUUGAUGAGCUUAUGGGCUAUAUGGUGUAACAAGAAUUCCAAGGUUCUAGUGGAUGUUGUUCAACAAGACAUUGACGAGUGUGAAAAGUAUCCAAACAUAUGUGGUCGCUUUGCUGAUUGUUACAAUAUUGAUGGGUCAUUUAUGUGUUAUAGUGUCCUAGCAUUAUUGCUUAUACACACAUGUGCAUGGUGGUUGCAAAGAGCUAUUAAGCAGCGAAAGAUAACCAAACGCAAACAGAAAUUCUUCAAACAAAAUGGUGGUUUGUUGUUAGAGCAACAAUUAUCUUCUAGUGAAGUUAGUGUUGAGAAUAUCAAAGUGUUCAACUCAAAAGAGUUGGAGAAAGCAACAUAUCAUUUUAAUGUAGAUAGAGUUCUGGGACAAGGAGGACAAGGUACUGUUUAUAAAGGAAUGUUAGCAGAUAGAAAAAUUGUCGCGGUGAAGAAGUCUAUAGCUAAUGGAGGUGAAGUGAGACAAUUCAUAAAUGAAAUCGUCAUUCUUUCACAAAUUAUUCACAAAAAUGUGGUUAAAUUAUUGGGUUGUUGUUUAGAAACUGAAAUUCCACUUUUGGUUUAUAAAUUCAUACCCAAUGGAACACUCUAUCAGUAUAUUCAACAUCAAAAUGAACAAUUUCCUUUCACUUGGAAAAUACUCUUACGUGCUGCUACUGAAGUUGCAGGAGCAUUUUCUUAUUUGCACUAAGCAGCUUCUACUCCGAUUUAUCACCGAGAUAUCAAAUCUUCCAACAUUCUCUUAGAUGAUAAAUAUAAGGUCAAAGUAGCAAACUUUGGGACAUCAAGAUGUUCAAUUGAGAAAAGUCAUCAUACCAUGUCACAAGUUCAAGGAACAUUUAGUUAUUUAGACCUCGAGUACUUUCGAACCAACCAUUUUACAGACAAGAGUGACGUUUAUAGCUUUGGUGUUGUCCUUGCUGAACUCUUGAUUGGAAAAAAACCAAUCAUUAAAUUGAAGUUAGACGAAACCAGGAGUGUUGCAAAUUAUUUUCUUGUCUCAUUAGAGGAGAAUCAUCUAUUUUGUAUCCUUGAUGCUCGAAUUCUUGAUGAUAAUGGGAAAGAUGUGAUCAUCGAAGUUGCUAACCUUGCAAAAUGUUGCUUAAACUUGAAAAGAAAAAAGCGUCCAACUAUGAAAGAAGUAGCAAUAGAGUUAGUGAUAGUGAAAUUAUAUGUCUAG
Molecule: messenger RNA, 1572 nt
Organism: Argentina anserina (silverweed cinquefoil)
Lineage: Eukaryota; Viridiplantae; Streptophyta; Magnoliopsida; Rosales; Rosaceae
Product: putative wall-associated receptor kinase-like 11
Biological process (GO): cell surface receptor signaling pathway; protein phosphorylation
Cellular component (GO): plasma membrane
Molecular function (GO): calcium ion binding; ATP binding; protein serine/threonine kinase activity
Source: RefSeq, a predicted model, not a curated record